Schistocerca gregaria is the source of this 2388-nucleotide messenger RNA. Its product is annotated as leucine-rich repeat-containing protein 15-like. The transcript is spliced from 4 exons. Gene Ontology annotation, cellular component: extracellular matrix. The coding region runs from base 38 to 1903 and encodes 621 amino acids. The record is from RefSeq and is a predicted model, not a curated record. NCBI's taxonomy places the organism in Eukaryota, Metazoa, Arthropoda, Insecta, Orthoptera, Acrididae. Gene Ontology annotation, molecular function: protein binding.
ACAGUUCCACGCUGGAGAAGAGUCGGCAGCCUUGUGUAUGAAUGGCAGGGAGGACUUGCAGGGACUGGCUUGCGCCUCCGGCUGCUAUCGCGCGUGGCCUGUGGACCCUGCAGCGCCGAUAUCAGAGGAGGCGCAGCGCCGCCACGGCGUAGUUCUCUGUGCGCCUCUCGAGCAGACACAAGACAUGCUCGGAAUCGCCGUGGCCCUCUGGGCGGCGGUGGCGCUGCUGGUGACCCCUGGUGACUGCUCGUGGUACUACCGCGACUGCCCAUGUAGCCGCGGGCUGUUGACAGCCAACUGCUCAGGCCGCGGACUUUUCAGAAUCCCUGACUGCGUAAGUCAGCACAUCACGGAGCUGGACUUUAGUGGAAACAAGCUCAAGUCUGUCGGCCCCAACACCUUCAGUCAGAUGAAUGAACUGGAGACCCUGCUGCUGAAGAACAACGAGAUCUCGAUUGUGGAGGCCCACGCCUUCCACCGGCUACCCAAGCUGGAGAGACUGUACCUCACGGCCAACCGGCUGACGCAAGCGUCCGACCUCAUGCUGAGCGACGUGCCCGAGCUGCGGGUGCUGUGCAUCGCCAACAACUCCCUGCAGUCGCUGCCGACGGACCUGUUGAAACAUUGCAGCCAUCUGAACGCGCUCAGCAUCGGCUUCAACCCGCUCAAGUGGCUUGACCCGCAGAUAUUCCUGUUCACUCCCCAGCUGCGCUCACUCUUCCUGCCCGGUCUCAGACUGGGCAAGCUGCGCUCUGAUCUCUUCCAACACCUCCAGAAUCUCGAGACGCUCAACAUGCCCCACAAUGACAUCCCGUUUCUGGACGGAACCAUGUUUACCAGCACACCCAACCUCAAAGUGCUCUACAUCGACAACAAUAUCAUAGAAACAGUGGCAGUAGAUACUUUCCAGCCGCUAGUGCAACUGAAUUUUCUCGACCUGGGGCGCAACAAGCUGGCUACUCUGAGCGAGCGCCUCCUCGAGGCUAACAAGAACCUGCUGAAGGUCAACUUCAGCCACAACCCUCUGCGCCAGCUCCCGUCGGAACUGUUUGCCAACAAUUCGCUCCUCGAGGAAGUCUACCUGACCAACUGUUCACUGAAGAGCGUACACCACUACACUUUCCGCUACAACCAUCAUCUUAAAGUCAUCACACUCAGCGACAAUUCUCUCACGUACCUGCACGAGGAGACCUUCCGAUUCAACCCCUACCUAGAGAGUGUGUAUCUGUACAACAACCAGCUGACAUAUUUGGACGAGAGACUUUUCCUGCACAAGGACAAGUUGGCCAUCGUGGCACUGUUCAACAACCGCCUUGAGUUCAUCCCACAGAACACAUUCUCCGACGUGCCCAACCUGCACUACUUGUUCCUCGCCAACAACAAGCUGCAGACACUGGAACUGCCAACGGAAAUUUCGGAUCUUAUCACAGUGGAGUUGUACGGGAAUCCGUGGACGUGUGACUGCCGUCUCUUAUCACUCUCGAAGUUACUGUCCAUGGGUGUUGUCACUCUAGGAAGCGAGCGGCCACGCUGCCACGAACCGGCUCGCUAUUCGGGGAUCGACCUCUAUGCUGUCACCAGAAGCCUCCACUGUUCAGCAGACGGAACCGAGGUCGACCCUUAUGGUUCUGCACAGAAGACGGCGGCGGCGUUGCUGGAGGCGCGCGUGGCGGAGCAGUGCCACGGCUACUACGCGUGGGCGGUGGCGCUGGCGGUGCUGCUGUCUGUGUCCGUGGCGGCGCUCGCCGCCCUAGUCUGGCUGCAGAGGGCGCCGCGGCGCUGCUGGCCUGGGGGCGGUGCCGUCGCCGGCGACGCGUCCAUCGUGCGCAUCAGCAACGGGCCGCGCCGGACCGCCGGCGGCGGCAGCGAUGGGGACCACAUCGCCAUUCUCAAUGAGGAGUAACGGGCGCCUUGCUGGCUCACCUCUGUUCAGUCUCCUGCCGUCCAGAUGGCAGCACAAGCGCGGCGCUCUGCACUCAGACACCAAAGACAGUCUGUUCAGUAGCUCCUAGUGAAAAUGUGGGGACGUGAGUAAUCUGCUACGUGCAGCUGAACAUUAUUGCGAAAUGCGCACUGGACGUCAAACCCACUCUGGUGGAGUAUAUACCAAUUAUCUGACAAUUUCAAAACAAACGCACGAGUGAACAGCUUAGCCAAGCAAAGUGUGUAUGUGGUCAAGAUUUGCAACACUACACUGUACUGUGCUGCUGUGAGUGGGAGAGGAGCUGAUGAUACAUUCAGCACAAACAGAAACUGAUAAUAGAACAGUCACCAUUACUAUUCUCCACAAAGAAAGAAUUCAUGUGCAUGCUGAAUAAAGUUGUCCCAGGAAUAAUGAAAAUAAUUUAUUGAUGAAAGUGGCAAAAAAUAAAUAUUUUAUAAUACAAA